UGCAACAAUGCUCCCUCGGCUUGUCUGUAUCAGUGAUUAUGAACAGCAGGCUAAAUUAGUUCUGCAGAAGUCUGUAUAUGACUACUAUAAGUCUGGGGCAAAUGAUCAGGAAACAUUGGCUGAUAACAUCGCAGCAUUUUCCAGGUGGAAGCUAUAUCCACGGAUGCUCCGGAAUGUCUCUGAAAUCGACCUGUCAGCGUCUGUUUUGGGACAGAGGGUCAGCAUGCCCAUAUGUGUUGCGGCCACCGCCAUGCAGUGCAUGGCUCAUGUGGACGGAGAACUGGCAACCGUGCGAGCCUGCCAAUCACUUGGAACUGGCAUGAUGCUGAGCUCCUGGGCCACCUCCUCAAUUGAAGAAGUGGCAGAGGCUGGUCCCAAUGCUCUUCGAUGGUUGCAACUCUACAUCUACAAGGACCGUGAAGUCACCAAACAACUAGUGCAGCGGGCUGAGCAGAUGGGCUAUAAGGCCAUAUUUGUGACAGUGGAUACACCUUACCUAGGCAACCGCUUUGACGAUGUGCGUAACCGAUUCAAGCUGCCUCCACAACUCAGGAUGAAAAAUUUUGAGACCAAUGAUUUAGCUUUUAGUCCCAAGGAAAACUUCGGAGACAACAGUGGACUUGCUGCCUAUGUGGCUAAAGCAAUAGACCCAUCUAUCAGUUGGGAGGAUAUCAAAUGGUUGAGAGGACUGACAUCGCUACCAAUUGUUGCAAAAGGCAUUCUGAGAGGUGAUGAUGCCAGGGAAGCUGUGAAAUAUGGUGUGGAUGGAAUCUUGGUAUCAAAUCAUGGGGCGCGACAGCUCGACGGGGUACCAGCCACUAUCGAUGUCCUGCCAGAAAUCGUGGAAGCUGUGGAAGGGAAGGUAGAAGUUUUCCUGGACGGGGGUGUGCGGAAAGGCACAGAUGUUCUCAAAGCUCUGGCUCUUGGGGCCGAGGCUGUGUUUGUAGGAAGACCAGUCAUAUGGGGCCUGGCUUCCGAGGGGGAGAGAGGUGUCCAAAACGUCCUUGAGAUAUUGAAGGAAGAAUUCCGUUUGGCCAUGGCUUUGUGUGGGUGCCAGGAUGUGAAAGCCAUCGACAAGACACUGGUGAGGACAAAUCCUAUGGCUGUUUCCAAGAUCUGACAGUGCCCAAUAUUUCCCAUCUGCACUACUAUUAUUAUUUUGGGGGGCAUGUAUGACUUGACAAAGAGACACUGUGCAGAGGGUGACCACAGUCUGCAAUUCUUCGCCUCGAGACAAAGGGUGUCGUUCUUCUCCAACAAAAUAGCAAUCCUUUUUAGUUCAUUGCAUUUGACUUUGCCAUGGGGGUCCUAGGAACCUUUAGGAAAGAAAUGGACCUGCAUCCUGGAAAUAUAUUAAGUGUUAAAAAGAAAACAUUGAAAAUGCGUUUAGACAACGUCCUCUGCUGGCAAGCUGAAGUGCUAAAGAUGAAAAGGUGCCCUUUGGCCAAACGGAAGGGAGCCAACUCGAUGGUGUCCAGGUCAUCGCCUCGCUGUUUGUUAACCUGUAUUGUUUUCAGAUGGCCUGAAAACAAAUUUCCCAUUGUAAGCUUGGGGUCCAACUGUUGGAAAAUCCUGGAUAGAAAUCCCUAGUGAGCGGAAUUCAGAAUAUCGAGAUGAUAUCCCUGAGGUGAUUUUGGAGGAGUGGUCAUAGUUUGGUAUCGCUCAAUAGACGUAGAAGGAGGGUCGUAAUCUGUGAUGUUCGAGACUCUUUUUAAACUCUGCUACUUGUCCGGAUGCAGAUUUCCAUCCACAGUAUCUCUAUCCACAGAUUUCCAUCGUCAGGACCUACAUAUAUCUGAUGAUUUGAUGAUCUAUAUUGCUCUUAUAACCAUAGAGAAAUAAUUUUUGAAAAAAACAAUCUCUCUGGUCCAUGUGCAGCAAUAUGAAAUUCAACCAUUUUAAUCCCUCAAUUGUACUUAUCUCCCUGCCCCCAUUGUGAACUCCUGCUAGUUCUCUUAUUCUUCUUGGCUCCCUUGGUUUACUUUUUUGCUUAUUUACCAUUUGGCGUCUCAUGCAGAAAGGGCCUGCUGAAUGAUUUGUGGGAUCCAGUACAAUAUGGAAAUGCAAGCUACCUUGUUCCUUUUUUUCUGUUCAUAUGAUCUCUUUCUUUCACAGUGUUUUUAAUUUUCAGUUCCAUGUCAUGCUGCCUUAGGCAAAAGAAUACUCACACGAGGAGAGAAAACACUCACAGGCAACUGAGAAUUUGUCCCUUGGUCCCAAACUUCUUUGAACCCAAGUCCAGUUCUCAGAAGGAGGUGGAAGUUGGUAGAGGUCUCUGGACAUCAGUCCCCGGGGGAAUGAGUAGCAGAGAACCCAUUGGGGGCAGUGAGAGAGGUGGUGGAGCGGGAGACUGUGUGAGCUGAGGCUCCACGCGGUAUUCCAUUUCUCUUCCCAUUCAAUUUAGGAAACAACAUUUUAAAGAUAAAACUAAUAAGAAAUUCAAGACAGUGACCAUACUGUGAAUCGACCCUAAGUAGAGGGCCCCUUCUGAACAUGGGACCCUGAAGAACCUGAACUGGAUCCAUGGUCAGGAAGCUGGUAUCCCAGUUAGCCAUUUGGCUAGGAUGGAAAUGAACUUGGUAGACCAAGUAAUUUUUGAAGUGUUUUUUUUUUUACCCUUUUCCUGGACUCUUGUCCAUUUUGAGAUCUUGAAUAAAACAAUUAAGAGAA
Echinops telfairi (small Madagascar hedgehog) is the source of this 2670-nucleotide messenger RNA. RefSeq names its product hydroxyacid oxidase 1 (gene HAO1). The transcript has 8 exons. Bases 8 to 1120 code for a protein of 370 amino acids. NCBI's taxonomy places the organism in Eukaryota, Metazoa, Chordata, Mammalia, Afrosoricida, Tenrecidae. The record is from RefSeq and is a predicted model, not a curated record. Gene Ontology annotation, molecular function: FMN binding; oxidoreductase activity.